Messenger RNA from Dermacentor andersoni, 11113 nucleotides. Its product is annotated as focal adhesion kinase 1-like. Gene Ontology annotation, molecular function: protein tyrosine kinase activity; ATP binding. Gene Ontology annotation, cellular component: cytoskeleton; focal adhesion. Gene Ontology annotation, biological process: protein phosphorylation; signal complex assembly. Lineage: Eukaryota; Metazoa; Arthropoda; Arachnida; Ixodida; Ixodidae. The record is from RefSeq and is a predicted model, not a curated record.
AUUUCGUAUAGAGACCCGCGAAGGAGCAAACCGGAAUAGCUGUCGGCGAACCCAAACCGGGCAGUUUAAUGGAAUAACCAAGAGAUAAUGAUGAUGACAUGUAAUGGAUGAUAGCGGGGCGAGCGAGAAAAGAAGCUUCAACAGCCAGAGCCGUUUAUCGUUCGCAUUAUGCUCCUAACUGCAGGUGUUUAACGAGUCGACAAAAGCCGGACCAUUGCUCGCGCGGCCCUGCCGAUCGCGCGUGCAUACACUUCACACACACACGCGCUCGCUCGCGUGCAUUCAUGAAUGGGCCCGCGCCCGUGGCAAAGGGUUGCUCCGUUCGGGCCGGCCGCGUUUCCUUUUUUUUUUUUUUUUUUUUUAACCUUUUCGCCCCGGUGCGCCGCCUCCUCGUGAGCGACCGACCGACCGUCGACCCACGCGCCUUCGCCGCCGCCAACGCUUUUACUUUCCGUCCGGCCGACCGGCCUUCUCGGCAACCGGUCCUGCCCUGUGCCGCCCGUCGGUGGUCCUGCUCGCUUAUAUUUCUCGGGAAUCAUUGGGUGCUCGCGCGCGCGCCCGCGGCAGCAAGCUAGCGCUCGGUGGUGUCGCGUACCACCAUAUACACGCAAGCGCGCCGUCGCACCUCCAUGCACCUUCUAUUUUUUCUGUUUCGCUUUCUCCCGUAUCACCAGCGCCGCUAACGGAAACGCGUUCGUUUUGCCGCGUGCUCGCUUACCUCUCUCUUCUUAUUGGCUUCUUUCUCAUUCGUGAUCGGAGGUUGGCCCCAUCUUUUCGUUCGCCCCCCUCCCCCUCCUCGCUGGCCGAGGAUCGCAACAGCGUGGGCGACGGUCCCUCGCGCGCGGGGGAAGCCGCGCCGCCGUCCUCGCGGUGUCUUUCGAAGUAGUGCGCGCGUGUGUGCGUCUUGCGAAGGCCUCUCUCCGUCGGAAUGGAUGGGACACCGGCGCGGACUGGUCGGCUUGUGCGCGGGCCUCGGCUCCUCGCUUCGUUCGUGCGUGUGUCACGCGUAGUUCGCUCCCGUCGUGCGAGUGAAUGAAUUUGCGCCAGCUUCGGGCGAGUCGCCGCCCGCCGCCUUCCGAUAUUUCUUGUCGUCGGUUCUGAUCCGAGACUGUUGGGGAGUCAAGCUGCGCGACCGAGCGACGUGUCGUGCGUGUUUGUGUGUUGUGCGCGAGUGGACGGAGUUGAGCGGUCGUCGUCUUCGUCAUCUUCCGUGGAAGUGUGUCGUGGGAGAGCUUCUUGGUGCUCCGGUUGUUUAGUUUUUUUUUCCUGUGCACGCGUUUUUUUUUUUAUUUGUGUGCGUGUGUGCGAGUCGGUGUGCGCGGGUUGGCGCGGCAAGAGGUGGUGGUGUGUGUGGGUGUCCGUGCGCGCGGAUGACGUUGCUUCUGUACUCCCAAAAAGCAGCGCACAUUUUGUUUUGUCUCUCGCCUCUCUCUCAUAUUUUUGUUUUUGCGUCGGAGAGAGGUUUCUAUCUGGUUUCCGGAGUUUUCUUCGGCGAGCGAUAUAGCUGCUCUACCUGGAAUACUACGCGACGAAGUCGCCGUGCCGUAGACGAAAUCGUUGUGCGCGGUUACGUGUGACGUCCGAUCGACGUUUCUCGCGACGGGACCCGCCAAAAGUUUGAACGCCGUCGACGUUGUGCCGCGCAAGUAAGUUUUCGCUCACUCCUUCCCGCAUCCACCGGAACAAGCGCGUAUACACCCGGCGAACCGGUGGGAACAUCAACACCCGCUGGAUGCCGACCUACCGACGCGACAGAACAGGAGCCGUUUGCGCGAACGUCGAUUGACGUCCUCUCGCUCAAAAAAAAUAUACUCGCGCCGGAGAGAAGAAGGCGCGCCCAGCUGCAUUGGCUCCGCGGAGAGUCGUCUCUUUGCAAGACAACGGUUCUGCAUCUCCCCGGGACGACGGCCACGCGCGAAACCUAGCUGGGUGUCUACGGGCUUAUGUACCGCUCACUUUUCUUCGUUCACUGAACAAAGAUAAACGUUCUACGGGAGGCCUUGUCUCCCUCUCGUUCGGCGCCCCCACGGCACAGUGUUUGGAUUGAGAAUUCCGUUGCGCGUUCGAACGGGUCGUGAGAUAAGCGUCGCUGUUUGCUCGGUGGCCGUCGCGGACGACGAACGACACUCUGGCCGCCGUGAUUGUGUGUGUGUGUACACCGCUGCGGCAGAGUCUUGGCUUCCGACAGCGGAUGGCCAGCGGUCGCUUCGAGACGUCGCGACGCUUUGUCAGAAGAACGGUUCACCGCGGCGGCGGAGAAGCUCGCUUUUCUACGAGAAGUCGUUCUACGGUUCGCGGUUUGGAGAGGCUGCAAGGCGCAACGGCACCGUCGUACCACGACGCGACGCCAGCUCUUUUAGGCGUCGUUGACCUUUAACGAGGUGCAGCGUCGGUAUAGGUAUAAGCUGAACAUUCCGCAAUAUUAGCCGAGCGGUGACAUGCACCUUGCUGUGUCCGGAAGAACUGCGUUGUGAUUGGAGUCGACCAAAAAAAAAAAAAGAAAAACAAGUCGUCGCUUCAAGAGGUGCCAGGAUUGCAACGUGCCUGUGCUCGUAGUUUACUGUCUUCUGAUACACUGUUUGUGGUACAUACGCUGUUGAAGGACCUGUAUAUGUAUGUUGUCGCAACGCAACAUGCUUUUCGAAGACGGCUCGAAGAAUUCGCUCGUCGGUGGGACUCGACGCGUCGGAAGACAACGGCGUGUUUUCGAGAGAUUCGAUUUUUGCAGAAAUCCGAGCGGUUUCGAAAGGAUACACGCUUGCUCAAGUGAGUGCGCUCGUAAAACCUGCCUCGCGAUGUUGCGGUGUAUAUACUCGACCCCCGAAUACGCUGAUCAGUUUUCGUAAAAGAAAUCUUGUUAAAAAAUAUAGGGAGUGGAAGCGAAAGUUGCCACGAAAAACUGUCGCCGAGAAAUCGCGCUCCGUUUCGGUGAGAGUCCUCGAUUUCCCCGAAGACCCGCCGAAGUGACCGGAAGAACUGAAACGCGUUAUAUACCGUGCACGAGCAUUGGGUUGGAAAGACUAUACAGCACGCGUCUGAGGACGCGGCUUCGCGCGUGCCGAGCAACUUGGAACUGAGUGUUCGCGAAAGCCGCGUGAAGACUGGAAAGGAAGAAGCCCCCGGGAUAUAUACGGCCGAGGCACCGAAGAAGACCGCGACGCCCUAAUACCUGUCAACGCGAGAGAUCCCUUCGGAGGAGCUGGAGCCUGUGCUUGGUGGAUGCGGCCCAGUUUCAAGCGUGGACUGCCACUGACCGGACAGCGCGCACCGUGAGGUUCGCAUUUCGCGUCGUUCCACCCUGCGGCAUGCCAUGACAUGCUCAGAUGGUGCCUGGCCUCCUGCUGCUGGAGGGACGACACUUGCUGCGGCUUCGCGGGCGUCGAGCGCGGACUGCCCCAGCACAGCGACGAGAGGACGGAGUCCCUGCUCUACUGGCGUCCGCCGCCCCGUUUUGUCAGGCUGCAGGAUGAGCCAGCGAACGACUUGCCUGGGCUCCGCGAUGCUGUUGCUGCCUCACCUUGCCCUCCUCGCAAGCCCGUGCUCUCUCCGACUCGGACUGGCGGCGGCAGUCGACCAACGUCGCCUCUCGCAGCGCGAGCUGCUUCUGAGGCGCCCAUGUCCCCGUUGAAGGUGCACCUAUCAAAUGACACCUUCAAGGGAGUCAAGUGCGGUGAUGCAACCGAUGUCAAGGGCAUCCUGCGGCUGCUGUCAUCGCAGCUGUCGGAACGGCCACUGCCCCUGGAGUGCCUGUUGGCAUUGCGCCUCUUCCACCCUGCAUCGGGGGAGGUGCGGUGGCUCCACCAGGACACCACCAUGUUCCAGGUGGUCGAGAAGUACCUCCCGCAGCAAAACACCAACGAUUGGAGGUUUGAGCUAAGGGUACGCUACCUGCUCAGUAACUUGAAAGAAUUCCAUGACAAGGACCCUGUGCUCUUUGCAUACUUCUACAGACAGGUCAAAAACGACUAUCUGCGAAAGUGUAUCAAUGUGGAUCAAGACCUGGCAAUUCAUCUAGGUUGCUUAGAAAUUAGGAGAUUUUGCAAGGACAUGACCCAUGGGGCGCUCGACAAGAAGUCCAACUAUGAGCUGAUCGAGAAGGAGAUUGGGCUGCACAAGUUCCUUCCAGCCCAAGUCAUUUCAGCCAACAAGCCGAAGAACCUGCGCAAGCUGAUCCAGGCACAGUUCAAAAAGUGCUCGCAGCUGAGCGAGACCCAGUGCAUGAUGCGAUUCCUCGAGUUGGUGCGUCAGGUGCUCCCUUACGACCGGGAGAACUUCUCUUGUGCCCUGGGGACUGGUUGGAGUGUACCUGUGGAGUUGGUUGUGAACCAGGAACUUGGCAUUGGCUACCUUACAGACCGAAAUGGACAGCUGAAUCACAUAGCGAACUUCCAGCAGGUCCAGAGUAUUCAGACCAUAGUCAGCGAUGUCAACCCAAAGCCGGUGCUUCAGCUGAAGAUUGCGGGGGCCUCUGAGGUGCUAAGCAUCUCCUGCCCAUCACUGGCGGUUGCGGAGAGCAUUGCUGACUUGGUGGAUGGCUACUGCCGGCUGAUCCAAGGGACACAGGCUUCCUUCUGGAGCCGUAAAGAUGCACAUCCCCCUAAAUACAGGUCAGGCGUUAAGCACAAGAAUCAUUCCAACCCCUCCGGUUCGAAGAAGCAGGGUGCUUCAGAGGACUAUGCUGAAAUUGUUGACGAAGAAGGCGACUACUCAACACCUGCUACCAAAGACUAUGAACUUUGUCGUUCCCACAUCACGCUCGGUGACAUCAUUGGUGAAGGCCAGUUCGGAGACGUUCACAAGGGGACGUACACUUCGAAGGCCGACAACCAGGUAGUCCCUGUGGCCAUCAAGACCUGCAAGGUGGAGACGGAGGAUUCCAUGGGCGAAAAGUUUCUCGAAGAAGCCUAUAUCAUGCAGCAGUUUGAUCACCCCCACAUUAUCAGGCUCAUUGGCAUCUGCUCGGGCUCACCCAUCUGGAUCGUCAUGGAGUUGGCCAAACACGGAGAGAUGCGGGCCUACCUGCAGAACAAUAAGCAUCGGCUAGACUUGGCCACUCUUAUUCAGUAUGCCUACCAGCUGAGCACAGCGCUGUCUUAUCUGGAAAGCAAGAAAUAUGUUCACAGGGACAUAGCAGCGCGAAACGUGCUGGUGUCAUCACACGACUGUGUCAAGCUGGGGGACUUUGGCCUGUCCCGCUGGGUGGAGGAUCAUUCCUACUACAAGGCUUCUCGCGGGAAGCUGCCGAUCAAGUGGAUGGCACCGGAGUCCAUUAACUUCAGGCGCUUCACAGCCGCCAGCGACGUCUGGAUGUUUGGUGUGUGCAUGUGGGAGAUCCUGAUGUUGGGCGUCAAGCCCUUUCAGGGUGUCAAGAACAACGACGUGAUUGGCCGCAUCGAGGAUGGCGAGCGGCUGCCGCUUCCUCCCGACUGUCCUCCUCGCCUGUACAGCCUCAUGUCCCAGUGCUGGUCCUACGAACCCUCCAAGCGGCCCUGCUUUCGUGAUGUCAAGCAGGUGCUCAGUGAAAUUCUGGCCGAGGAACGGCAUCAGCUGGAGGACACCAUGAGGCGGGAGAACCGCCGGGUGCAGGCCAUGUCCUGGGGUUCUUCUGGAUCUGAUGAGCCACCACCCAAGCCUUCCCGGCACCCCGUCGACCGAGGGAGCCGCGCGCAGACGCCGACCCCGACCGUGGGCACCUACAUCGUGGCCCAGACGCCCGAGGUCCUGGCCCAGCUGCUUCAGGAGAACGAUGGCAGCCUGCCCCCGGCCUGGGCCUAUGUGGCGCCUGCUUCGCCAACCAACACAUUCACGGUACAGGACCUAGCUGGUGGUGGUGGUGGCGCCCCAAGCGCCCCAGGCAGUGCGCUGGGGAGCGGCGGCAGCAAUGCCGAUGGCAGCAGCACGACGGGGGGUAGCAUGGCAGGAAGCACAACGUCUUCAUCGGCAUCCCCUCGAGGGGGCGCUGCCGUGUCAGCGGGAGCAGCGGGUCAAAGGUCAAGCCUCGCCUCACAGGACCUCGUCCUUGAGCAGGAGAGUUACGACAACCUCGUGGACAACGACACCCUAGAACAGCGGCUCCUGGAGAUGAAAUUGCAGAUGCAGCAGCGGGAGACGGAGGAAGACUCGAGGUGGCUGAGUCAGGAGGCAACCCACUUCGACCCCCUUCCGACAACACCCAAUCGCCCUCGUGCAUCGUGCAGUGAUACUUCCGAUGCAGGGAGCAUAGGCAUUGCGAAUGGUACCAGCCCAUCUUCCCCGGUUGUAACGAGCCCAGGACCACUCAACCAAGAGGAAGUUUCCAUGGGAUCACUAGAAUACUCCAUGGUAGAUAAGAAACCUAAAAGCCCCAUUGUCCAGCAGUCGCAGCCAUAUCCGCCUCCCAAGCCAGAGAUGAUGCCGGCAGCGCAGCCUCCAACGCUGGAGACUGACCGGACCAACGACCACGUGUACGAAUGCACCACCCGCGUGGUCCGCUCGGUCAUGCAGCUUUCCCAGGGAGUCACUGAGGCCAGGGCGGAAGAGUACCUAGACUUGGUCAAGAAUGUUGGCUUGGAGUUGCGAAGCCUUUUGGCCAGUGUGGAUGAUCUCAUGACUUUCUUUCCCCUAUGGUCCAAAAAGGAGGUGGAGAUGGCUCAUCGCGUCCUGAGCAAGGACAUGGCCAACCUGGUGCAAGCCAUGAAGCUGGCCAUCAAAUACUCAAAGACAACGCUCGAUGCCGAGUACCGCCGCGGCAUGCUGAGCUCUGCCCAUGCUCUCGCCAUCGACGCCAAGAACCUGCUGGACGUCGUCGACUCGGUCAGACUCCGCAUCCAGAUGUCGCCGACGCAGGUGGCGCCCACGGCACCUCCCACGUUGGCCUCACCCGUCGCUGCACGAAAUGGCCAGGCGGCGGUUGAGGACGAAGAGGCGACGUCCGCAAGCUGUGUACAACGAGAAAUUCAGCAGGACUGUGAACCAAACUACGAUAUUGCUUAACAGAUUGUAUCUUAUAUUGUGUGUGCAGCUAUUGCAUGUUUGAUGAGAAAGGAAAGGAAACUCGGACCGAACCACUUGCAAAGGGGCGUACAAAUUUUAAGGCACUCUGUCGCGUUUGUAGUGCAUUUCGCAGUUUGAGCUGCUCUUUGACUUUCUUGCAGCGAAUAGGUGUGUGGCUGCAAUUUUCGCUACAUAUGAAAGACCCUUGAAGGCAUCUUCAGGUAUAUAGUUGCAUGUAGCAGCUGGAAUUUGUGAGCUGCCUCCAUGUGAUGUGGUGUUGCGUGUAGCUCGAUAGAAGAAUGAAAUUCGUUGCGGUGUUGCCGAGAAGCUCAUGUCUUCUGGUAUAAAAUGCGAACUGCACGUUUCAGGCACGGCUCGUUGCAGCAGGGAUAGGAAUGCAUUUUCUCAAUUGCAGUGCUCCUGUCAUGUGUGGUGCUCUUAAUGUAAAGCUGACUCGGCGCAUCCGGUGUAUGUAACGUUUGAGAAAAUUGUCUCAAAUUGUGCUGCUGUUUGUGGGGACCAUGUCUGUAUGUCGAUGGGAAGAGAUUGGGGAACAUAAUUUUUAGCAUCUGUAUACCUGCAGCUUUACUUUUGUCACAGUCGGCUGACUUUCUUUUUAUUCUGUAGGACUGAAAAAAAAAAAACAAGUUUCUUUUUUUAAACGAUUGAGAUCCUGUUUUUACUAGGCAGAAGUUUCCACUGUUGAGUUCUUACCACUUGGCCAUUUGCUUAGUUAUCAAAGCUUUUGAACGAGAGAGUUCACUGCGUGUCUUGUCAAGUCUACAAACAAAACAAAGGCUGACUUUUGCCCAGCAGUGAGCACCCUCUAAAUGACUUGCCUGACUGAUUUGCUUGUAAUUAAUUUGAUUGCCCUCAAAAGACCUGCCCUGUCAUUUUUUUUAAGACUUAUCAACAUGUCUUAUCAACAGUCUUGACAGAUGAACUGCACAGGUGUUCAAUUAACCAGAGACUCCAAGCACAUGUGUAGCAGCAGCCAUAAAAGCUUGCUGCAGAGCUGUUGCCACUUGUGAGUACACGUAUUACCUUGAACGUUCAGUGCCUGAGUAGGAAGUGACAAAUAUUGAUGAUGAAACAGUUUCUAGUUGGGAGGAGGCGGGAGCUGUGAAAGUCGCACACACAAAUGCUAAAAGACAGUGGACUAGAGUUAAUACUGGGCAGCUAAGCAAAGGCAACCAUCGCAGUGACGCUGUCACGUCUUCUUGUGAACUUAGUUAACAGUCUACCCUGGGUAGCUGGUAGAAGAGCACAUGAUGGUAGCUAUGUGCUCUUUUCAAGAAUUGCUUUUUCUAUGCAGCUUAGCAUGUGCUCUUGCUGUACAAGACCCAUUUUUUACCCCGUUGUCUCCUCUUCGUCUCGGUCAUUAUCUAGGUUGAGCAGCUAACGAAAAAGAAAAACCAUCUGUUUGCGUGACCUCUCCGGGGUUUUCUAAAUGAUUUACAUUUAUAAGGUUUUCUUGUGUUUUGUGGGCAGCAGCGCAUACUAGAUGGACAGCAGGUGUUAGUCUGCUUCGUCUAUGCUCUGCCUUGGCAGUUGUUGUUCCUUAAAGGAGUACUGACACAUAUUUUCAAUGUUGUAUAAAUUAUGUCAAAUGCUUCUUGCACGUAAAAGACUUUAUAGUGACUCAUUGGCAUUAUAGUGACGGCCAUCAAGCAAAGCAAAAUUUUCUGACGUUAUGUAGUGAUAAGACUAUGUCCAAUCUCCUUACUCAUAAAAAAAAAUAAUGUGCAGGAACUAUCAACGAUGAUUGUUAUUAUAAUUGAAUUGCCAAACACUUCAAGAAAACUGCUUGCUUUAUUAAAAGAAUGGUGCAAUUGAGUGCACAUAUUUGUUCCAGUGAGGAUAUUCAGGCUAGGUUUGUCGUUUUGUUGCGUUAUUUCGUAGAGAGCAGAGCCGUUAACCAGCACAUCUGUAGUGGUGGUAUAGGUGGACAGCAAGGGCGUCUCAAAGAGCUAUAACAGUUGGCAUUUGGCAACAAACGCACCACACAACUUGACUGCGCGCGUACACACUACACGUCUGUGCGAAGUCCUACCUUUGACCACCAACCUUGGGACACCAACCAGCCAACCACAGAAACGGGCAAAAGGGACAAAGAAAGCUAUUCGCCCUAAAAUGAGCAGUAAUGCUUCAUGCAUUUCAUCUGACUGCACUUGCUUGUGGCAGCUGCAGUGGUUGCAGGAAUGGAUCAAGCCAGCGCAUCAUGUCAUCAUGACGCAUCCACUUUCGCAUCCACGAAGCCAAAACUGGUUCAUAAGAACAAGUAUUGUAGUAAAUUAUAUUUGGAGGCUGUGGUGGUCGCCACUAUUUUCUUUUUUUCAGGUUUAGAACCUUCAUUCGCCACAAAAAUUUCACAAGUUGAAAAUUUCAUGUCAGUACUUCUUUAGAACCUGGCACAGGUCUAUUGCUUUGCAGCAAUGGCUGCAUAGCAUUUUUCACGGGCCACUUAAGGAAGUUCAGGCUGACUAAAGUGGCCUGUGAUCUGCGAUCAACAUGGGAGCUAAUCGUGCAUUCUGCAGUGUCGCCUGUAGCAGUUGCUUUAGAGGGUCCUGUUUCUGGAAAACGGACACAUUUGCCAUAAAAGGCAGCAGUAGACAAAGUUUACAUGCAAAGCUCACUCUUGUCAAAAGUUAUCGGUGCACUUUCAGUCUUGAACCCUUUAAACUCCCAAGCCCAAGCUGUACUUGUCCUGCCAGUCUGCACCGAUGUUGUCAAGGACGAAUCCAGUUUGUUGCAGGUGCACUGUGCUUUGCUCUGCGGCAACCACUCAAGCACAUCAUCUCGUUCCGCCAAUAAUUGAUGGCUUUGGGCUGUCAUGAGUGUAGAGAAAGUUAUUGCAGAUGUCUGUGUAAUUGAGAAAAUUUAUCUGUUAAUGUCUUACAUUUUUAAUGUCUCAAUUGAACACAAUGGAUAAACCAUACAGCUGGCGCUUUUUUUUUUUAAUGAAGAUGUUAGGCCUACAUGCAGAAAAUUGACAAAGUAAAUAAAUUUAUGAGAUUUUAUGCAUUUUUUCAGUAAAGAACUUGGGAGUUUAAAGGUCAGGUUGAGGCCCCAGAGUUGUCGCCAAGCAUUUCUCUGUCAAUACUUAGACAUGAAGGAACGGAUCCUUGCCCUGUAAAUGCGAAAGCAUUUAAACAUGUCUGCAUUGUAGUUGGCUAAGCUAACUGCAGCCUGUGCGUCAUUUAGCUACCUUCCCAUUAUCGAAGUGUGCAGCGCUUUAUAAAUAUAUUUAGCACUCAAAGCCACAAGGUGGCCUAGGUGUCGACACUUUUUAGAAUGCUUGCGAGAGACACGCAUUGUGAUGGUGACCGACUUCUGCGGGUGACCGGGUUGUACAUUUUUCAACUACUACAGCUGCAGCUACUUACGUCACAUGUGCAGAAUUUUAUUUCGAGCCCUUUUAUUUUGCAGCAGCAGCAGCAGCACACAUGUACUGCAUUCGAACUUGUCACCAUUUUCACUGCCCUUCCCACAGUAACAAAACGGGUUGCACCUAUCUGUUCUUGCUUUUCUUUUUACGUUGAGGCGAUGCAUCAUUUACAAUGCUAUGCGCCUUUACAUGGGAAAGUGACUUGCAAACAAUGGUUUCUCAGUGAGUAAGUGUGGCAGAAUGAAGGCAAAAUGCACGCGAGGGACUUAUUUAACAUAGCUAUAUGGCAAUUUUUUUUAUCUUCUGCUCGGCGAAGUUCUGCUUUAUUCAUUGUCAUAAGGCAGUGACAUAUACAGAUGUUGUACCUCUGGUAUCUAUUUAUCUCCCAAGCACUGUUGUCCUGCAUUGUAGCAGGAAGAGAUGGCCAACUGGUGAUAAUACGUCUUGGCACAGGAAAACGUUUCAACUAAUGCAGUGUACACUUACUUCUAACUCUGGCUUGCAAAAAUGGCAGCAAACUAGUCACUGUUUGAAACUUACUACGUUGUAAAUCGAAACCUCAACAUUUCUUUUCAACAGUAAAAUUUUGCAUUUUUUUUUGUAAUCUGAGCUGUAUACAUAAUAACAGCAAUGGACUUGCUAUAUGGCCUUCCUCAUGACACUCUUUUUUUUUUCUUCAAUAUAUCGGCAUGCAUGUGUGUGUAUGUCAUGUUUACAUGUUAAUAGAACUUAUUAAAUUCAAUUCGAAGUCAC